This is a messenger RNA of Pangasianodon hypophthalmus (striped catfish), 1438 nucleotides long. Its product is annotated as signaling threshold-regulating transmembrane adapter 1-like. The record is from RefSeq and is a predicted model, not a curated record. Gene Ontology annotation, cellular component: plasma membrane. The coding region runs from base 102 to 638 and encodes 178 amino acids. The transcript is spliced from 6 exons. Gene Ontology annotation, molecular function: kinase binding. NCBI's taxonomy places the organism in Eukaryota, Metazoa, Chordata, Actinopteri, Siluriformes, Pangasiidae. Gene Ontology annotation, biological process: signal transduction; T cell homeostasis; regulation of T cell activation.
UGUUUACAUCCUGCUCACACUCGCAUCCUCAAUUUAUAGCACACACCUAUAACUCUCAGCUCAGCUCAGUGUGUGGAGUUUGUCCUUAAGACCCCUCAGGCAUGGAGUUCAACAGCACACACGGGUUCGGGGUGUUUCAGGGUUCCAGUGCGCUGUGGAUUGUGUUAGCGGUCAUCACUGCGCUCCUGCUGUUCUCCAUCUGCGCCAAUAUUUUAUGGUGUGUUCAGAAACGUUUCGCAGAUAAAGGGAAAAAGUUUCUGCCCAAAUUCAGGAGGAGUGUGAGUCUGAAAAACAGAGAGAUGGAGGAGAACCCGAUUUACGGCAACAUCACCUACACACAUACACACAGUGAUGAUAAACAGGAAGUGGAAACUCCCGCGGAGCCGCUCUCCUCUGCUCGAGACUGCUAUGCUAACCUGAGCCUGAAAGCUCCUAAACACUCAGCGCCGGGCCGUGCGUCUCCUCUCGGUCAGAUCCAGUACUCAGACGUUAUGAUGAUCUGUGAGGAACCAGAGGAGAAGAUCCCGGAUGAUAAAGACUCCUGUUCGGGUCUCUCGGAUCUGUACGCCUCGGUCGACGCAGAACGCAUCAAGAGCAAGAAGGAGCAGAGCAACGAGCCUUACGCCAAUCACGUGUGAGGAGUGUGGACACGCCCACGCUGUUAUUAACCAUUAAUAAACCCGCCUAUGUCACAGUUAUGAACAAUACACAGACUCCUUAUUCACCAUCAUUAUCAUCACCAUCAUCAUCAUCAUCCCCAUCACCAUCAUCACCAUCAUCAUCAUCAUCAUCAUCACCAUCAUCACCAUCAUCAUCACUAUCACCACCAUCAUCAUCAUCAUCCCCAUCACCAUCAUCACCAUCAUCAUCACUAUCACCACCAUCAUCAUCAUCAUCCCCAUCACCAUCAUCACCAUCAUCAUCACUAUCACCACCAUCAUCAUCAUCAUCACCAUCAUCACUAUCACCACCAUCAUCAUCAUCAUCAUCACCAUCAUCACCAUCAUCACCACCAUCAUCAUCAUCAUCAUCAUCACUAUCACCACCAUCAUCAUCAUCAUCACCAUCAUCACUAUCACCACCAUCAUCAUCAUCAUCACCAUCACCAUCAUCAUCAUCAUCAUCAUCAUCACCACCAUCAUCACCAUCGCCAUCAUCACCAUCAUCAUCACCAUCAUCAUCAUCAUCAUCAUCACUAUCACCAUCACCAUCACCAUCAUCACCAUUGCCAUCACCAUCAUCAUCACCAUCAUCAUCAUCACUAUCACCACCAUCAUCAUCACCAUCAUCAUCAUCAUCAUCAUCAUCACUAUCACCACCAUCAUCAUCAUCACUAUCACCACCAUCAUCAUCAUCAUCACCAUCACCAUCAUCACCAUCAUCAUCAUUAUCACCAUCACCAUCAUCACCAUCAUCAUCAUCAUCAUCAUCAUGCCCA